CCCAACUAAUUAAACAUAGCAAUCAACUCCCUAUUUAUUCCCGAAUAUCCCAAAUAAUACUCCGAAUCAUAAAAACCGACAAUAAUACGAAUUAACAAAAUACUGCAAUUAAUGUGUUUCCCACAACGCGUCACUCGAUUCCUGUAAGCCGCCGGAGAAGACUACUACUAUCCAUCCGAGAAUACUACUCAACUGUUUCUUCUUCCCAACCUAAUCUAGCUCCCUGGAUGGCUUUGGGGAUAUUUUUGUGCAGCUGUACUUGUUUUUUGGUGGCUCCAUAGCAGGAGACUCUUGCCCGGUCUAGCUCCCUGGAUUCUUGUGCAUAAUUUUGUGCCUCUGUUCUUGAUUUUUGUGUCUCCAAAGCGAGAGUAGAGGAUGAGCUCCGUCAGUGCAAUUGAGAAGAAGAGACUGCACAGAGAUUUUGCUUCCAAACAAUCGCUUAAGGAAGACUAAUGACCACAUCAACGCUGACUAGAUUUCUUGUUAAAUACUAAUGGUCAACAAGAUCAAUCCUAAUGAAUUGGCAGUUGAAGAUAUCCUAAUGAAUCAGCAGUUGAAGAUAUGAAUAGAAUAUUGAACAAAAUUUAACACAAAUGAAAUAUUUUAGGUAAUUCAAGUGUUGUAAUCAUGGUUUUCACGUCGGCCGGCAUGCCACCGGUUCAACCGAUGCCGGUCAUGAAAUCGACAUGACACCUCCGAUAUGAUCGGCAUGAUCGAUUCAUGAUUUUGUAAGUAAAAUGACGUUAUUUCAGUGAAUUUAAAUAUGUGUACAUGUAAUUUUAUUUAAAUAUCAAUAUGAAUUGCACGUAAAUUGUUUUCAAAUAUGGUUUAUUUAUGAUUAAAUUCAUUUGACAUUAAUAGUUUUUGACAUCUCUACAUAUUUUAUUGACCGACAAGAAUCCAGGCCCGGCCCAGGCCCUGUGCUGGUAAGACCCACAGCACAGGGACUCAAUUUUAUUUGGGCCUCAGAUGCUUACCUUGGGCUCGCAAAAACCCCCACAUAAACUCUUAGUCUGGAGGCCCCGUUGGGAUGGCGAGGCCCACACUCGAACCACUUGUGCUGGCGAGGCCCACACACAAAAACGUAAAGUACAAAUGCGCAGGAGGAGAAUCGAACCGUGGACCUAUCUUUUUCAUCAAAAUAAGACGCAACCACUAAGCUAUGGCUUGUUAGUUGAAUCAAAACUAACAGUUAGGUAUUUAAUCUUCUUCUCUUUUUCGAAAAUUCUCAACUUCCCAAAAAUAUCCAAUGCCUAAAUAUGAAUUGUACACACCCAAUUCUAAUUAUGUCAACUCGAAAAUUUGAAAAAGUUAAUAUCUAAGCGUAGAUAAUAUUUUUAUUUUUCAAUCAUUUUCUGAAGUUGUCAUUUUUAUUAUUAUUUAAUAAUUUUAUUUUUAAAAAAUUUAUGAAAAAAUAUUUUGGGGCCACAUUUUAAAUUGUCGAACAGGGCCUCCGAUUAUCAUGGGACGGCCCUGCAAGAAUCGGCACAAACCGGUUGUACCACCAGUAGACCCAUUCUACUUGUUAAACCGACACAAUGAGCAUAAACUGGUUUGACAACCUUGAUUGUAAUGCUAUUAGUCUACCAUUUAUUAAUAAACAUCUCCCAAUAUUUCAAUAUUCGAGUGACAGGUUCUCGGCAUGAAAUCAACCCUUCUAUAGGAGAGGUCGUGGGAAGGGAAGGAAACAAGGAAUCGUUAAAACGACAUGGAUCUUGCCGUUACAUGUUUUUCUCCUUAAUAUAUUUGAAAAUUGCGAGAAGAAAAUAUGCCAAGUAAAGAAGAAGGAAAAAAGUUGUAUAUAGAAACUCCCGAUAUAUUGGCAUUUUUUGGAUAUAAAAACCAAUGGCGCUGUUGCUGAGAGUGCCGGCCGCCGUGUCUUUCUCUUGCAAAGCCUCUGCCGCCAAAACCACCAAAUCGGCCCCCAAUUUCCCGGUGGCCACCGCCUCCGCUUCCAUGAACGCGGCUAACAGCAAUCGGAAGCUCCCAGUCCUGCUCUUCGACAUCAUGGACACUGUCGUUCGCGAUCCUUUCUACGGGGACAUCCCUUCCUUCUUCGGAAUGUCUAUGCAGGAACUGCUAGAAUGCAAGCACCCAACUGCAUGGAUGGAGUUCGAAAAGGGGAUGAUUGAUGAGAUGGAGCUUUACUCCAAGUUCUUCAAAGACGGAAGGCCCUUUGAUAUGGAAGGCUUAAAAAGCUGUAUGAAGAAAGGAUAUCAGUACCUAGACGGUAUGAAAGAGUUGCUUGACACUCUAAAGCGGAGAAACUACGAGAUGCAUGCUCUCACAAAUUAUCCUGUAUGGUACGAGAUGAUUGAGGAGAAGUUAGAUAUCUCAGCAUACCUGUCGUGGACCUUCUGUUCCUGCACCAUUGGGAAGAGGAAACCUGAUCCUGAUCUCUACUUAGAAGUUGUGAGACGCCUUCAAGUUGAUCCGGGUCACUGUAUUUUUAUCGAUGACCGCAUCCGGAAUGUAGAUGCAGCAGUUGAAGUCGGCAUGAAAGGUGUACACUUCAAGAAUGCAGAUUUGCUGCAGAAAGACCUUGCUCGACUCGGUGUUGAAUUUGAUGUCCCAAAAGGAUGAUCGUUGGUUGAUUCUUGUGUAAUGGAAGAAACACAAAGGGGAAAACGAGACCACAUUCUUGAUUAUUUUGUUCAGUUUUUCAAGCUUUAGUUCUCAUUUCGUGCCAUUUUGCCAAACUUGCCUCUAUUCAAUGAAACACAAAGGGGAAAACGAGACCACAUUCUUGAUUAUUUUGUUCAGUUUUUCAAGCUUUAGUUCUCAUUUCGUGCCAUUUUGCCAAACUUGCCUCUAUUCAAUGUUCUGGCAGCCAAUUUAUAGGGUUUUAGAGGGAUGUUCUCCCAAGAACUCGUUCUGAUGGCUGGCAACGGGAUUUCUGCAACGAGAGUGAAAGUAGGAAUGACAUUUUGGUCUUCACAAUUACUUUUUUUAUUCAUUAAAAAGACACGUACUGGGAUUCGAACCAUGACCAUUUUAAAGAAAAGCAAGGAUAAUGACCAAUCACACUAAGCACAUUUGUUGUAUCUUUUUAAAUUAAAAACAUAUAAUAGCAGGGAGGAAAAAAACCCUUUCCCCAUUUCAAAUUCCCUGCUCCAUGAGCGUUUGUAGGAAGGGUAGAAUAGGGAGUGUCAAUUUUUUUUCUCUCCUCUGUGGAACGGGCCAACUUACCGUACACAUGUGAAUUUAAACAGGUCCAGGAGUGUCAAUUUUUUUUCCUUAAGCCCUUUUAUUUCUCCGUGGUGACAAAUAUAUAUGAAAAGGUAAAAAUAAUACUCCUUUUUAUUGUUAAAAAUAAAACAUUUAACAAUAAACUAAUGCAUGGUAUCUAAUGGGCUAACCGCCAACCAUAAAAUAAAAGAGUUGAAUGUGCCUGACCUACAUGGGAUUUGGCCAUCAAGUAAAAUAAAUGAACAUCAUUGGUUUGUCAUUCUAAAAUAAGCUAAUUUCUCUGACAUAAUAUAUAUUAUGCUAUUAUUUUAUAUCUUAGUGGCUAAAAUAUAAUGUAUUUUAAAGUUAUUCAAUGGUUCAACCUCGAACAACACAAUUAGUCCAAUUUUUAUCAUUUCAAAUAUAUAUUUUAUAAUUAUUUGAUAUCAUAAUGAUCAAAUUAUAGUGUAUUUUACAGGGAAUCGUUUGGUAUUUUUUAGUAAAAAAUUAAGCAUAAAGAUCUAUUUGGUUAUUUUAAACAUUAUAACGAUCCUAAACAUUUUCAGUUCCUUUUGAAUUUCUAUGGUUUUAUUCCCGAAUAAGUGAUGUGCAAAUGGCGAAUUGUAGUCGUCUCUUUUCUUUCACUAUUUUUUAUUUUCAAAUAGAAAGUUUCAAAGUAAAGAAUAAUUAGAAUUUGGCAUGGGUCGUCAAACAGGCUGAAUUUCAAGUUUUGGCCCGUUUGUUUUAUGCAUUGCAAAUUUAUUAGCAUUUUGAUGGAAAUGGCUUGGAAAAAAGACAUAUAAGUUGUACCUUUGCAGAAAUGUCCUCAAAUGUUUUAAUGCUUUGUGAAUCAGGUUCCGUGACUUUUGUGAUGGUGUAUGUGCUUGACAAUUGCUCGAUGUAGUAACUGCUUAAUUUGAGAGUAAAUCUUUUGAUUUUCCCUAUGAGUUGUGAUACCAGUUCUGGUGGUUGCAGCAUGUUGUCGUUGUUGGCCUGUAAAAGUUGUUCCGCCGUGGUGCUAAAUACCUUUCUUUCCUUUUUAACAAAUUGUGUAGUAGUGCUAUGAAACAGACCACCCAUGAACGCUACGCUUAUUAUGGUAUGUUCUUACUUCCGGUGGUGAGAAAUUGUGAAUUGAGAAUCAUAUUCGCCUACCGCACUGUGUCUGGCUGGUGGCUGCUUACUGUGCUCUCUAGAGUUAUGAAACAGACUACCCAUUAACGUUUCCCUUAAGAGUCCAUAACUUUUGCGAAAAACCAAAUUUAGGCAAUCAAAGGUGGUGGAUGUGUGAUGAUUUUUUAUGGCUUAAUUGUUUGUGAAUUGGAUAUCUGAUCUUUGUAUGAUUGGAGGGGAUGUUUGCUUAAUAGAAUAAUCCAUUUUAAUUCAUGUUUAUUUUUAACAUGAACUUUAGUAACUCAAAACCUUUGAGCCACAUAUCACCUACUGCAUUGUAUCAUUUUGCCUGGGUGCUUGCUGUGUUGUCAAACUUCUUUGUUGCUGCUGCUGCUUUUACACUAACAGGGGAGUUAAGAACCCAUGAAUGUUUCCGUUUGACACAAACAGGAGGACUUGCUUCUAAAUCGUGCACUAAAGAUGAUUGGAGGAAACAUCUCUAUUGCAGUUGAUAUACUAGAGACCAGAACAAAAGCAAUGUAUAGCAUCAAAACCAACCAUCUGAACUAUUAGCAUUGUUGCUUUACUAUUUUUUCGUGGUUGAGUCUCCUUCAAAAAAUUUAGUUUGAAUUUAGAAAAUUUUGCUUCUGCAGUCCUGUCUUGCCACCAACGCGUUCAGUAGAUGGAGAUGGCAGAGGCGAAGGCUAUUUUUGUGUUGUUGUUGCUGGUUUAGGGAUCGGUUUGUGAAGAAGAGGGAGAAGAGAGAGGGAAAGGGAAAUGCAGGAGAGGGGGGUAACUCUUUUCUCUGACAAAAAUGGAGUGAAGAAAGGAAUUAUGAUCAGUAAGGAUAUGGUUAUCUUACAUAACGGUCUCUAUUCUGUUUGAAUUGAGCUUGGGAGGCAGUGAUAAGGACGAGCUGCAAUCAAUUCAUAGUGAGAAGAGAGCUAUGAACUGUGAUCAUGUCUUAUUUCAAGUUAGAAGGUAGUUUCAGUAUAAGGAUUAUUUAAUUUGACAAGUUGUUUCGUCCAUGAUUCUUGGUAGUUUCAGUGCCAUUCUAGCCAUUGUUUAGUUUGUAAUUUUUGAGAAUUGAUGUGCGAGUAAUGACUUUCACUUAGCUUCAACUAUUAUGUGUGUAUUUAUUGGCAUGUGAUAGAAAUCUCUUUUCCUUUUCUUUGAAUUCAGUUUCAUACUCUAAUUGUAUCAUUUGUACAUAGGCAAAUCAUGCUCGAGAUGACAACUCGCUGAUAAGGCUGGUGCAAGGAACGAAGCCAUCAUUAGAAUUCAUACCGACAACGGGGAGGGAUGCCCAGGACUAAUUCAAUGAUGAUUGAUGAUGGUAUAAUAAAAACUGCAGUCUGCAUCAACACCAAUUUCUAGGCCUAAGUAAAGUUAUUCAACCCAGAACUAUGCUUAGCGCUAAAAAUUUCCCUCACCCAACCUUGAUCCUGUUUGACCCACUUCUGAAGAGUCAAGAUAUAUGAAUAUGACUAAUCCUCUCCGUUCGUAUUUUCUUAUUGACUCUUUCUGACCCUUUAGGUUGGGGCGGGUCGGGAAGAAUCGAAUUAGUGGGUCGGUUCUAAUCAAGUGGAAUCCCAAUCCCUUCACUCUCACUUGCUUUCUCUCCUAUUCCACAAGUGGGUAACAUACAGUAAUCCGGCCAACGGGCCGGGUAAUAGGCUAGUAUAUAUAUAUAUGAUGUUUCGAAUUCUUCAAAGAGAGUCGGUUGAUCUAGAUUUUUUGGAUACAACGUUUUUCAAUCCUUCGUAAAUCUAUCUAUCUAUCUAUCUAUCUAUCUAUCUAUCUAUCUAUCUAUCUAUCUAUACAUAAUAUUAUGGCAAUUCAAAAUUAAUUUUUUGCCACAUA
Molecule: messenger RNA, 6144 nt
Organism: Linum trigynum
Lineage: Eukaryota; Viridiplantae; Streptophyta; Magnoliopsida; Malpighiales; Linaceae
Source: the annotation of a GenBank genome assembly